Aspergillus aculeatinus CBS 121060 is the source of this 1323-nucleotide messenger RNA. RefSeq names its product CDP-diacylglycerol--inositol 3-phosphatidyltransferase. Gene Ontology annotation, molecular function: CDP-diacylglycerol-inositol 3-phosphatidyltransferase activity. Gene Ontology annotation, biological process: phosphatidylinositol biosynthetic process. The record is from RefSeq and is a predicted model, not a curated record. The transcript is spliced from 4 exons. Gene Ontology annotation, cellular component: Golgi apparatus; membrane. Lineage: Eukaryota; Fungi; Ascomycota; Eurotiomycetes; Eurotiales; Aspergillaceae. The coding region runs from base 286 to 1188 and encodes 300 amino acids.
CGCCUUUUCUUUCUUGGGUGCUGCAUCUGCUUCCUAAGCUUGAGUCAUAUUCAUCACACUUUGGAGCAGUAUCUUUGCUCGCCAAAAGCAACAAUAAAAAGCGCGUCAGGACAAUAAAUCGUCGUUGUCCCAGUAUCUCGUUCUAUAUUCAUCAUCUCCUCCUAUCGAUCGCAGUGUGUACCUCGUGGAAACUCCCGGAACAAGCCUCUCUCGGUCUUACACCUUCGUCCAUCGACAAAAUCUAUUCUCCUUAGCCUCCUCCACAUAACCAACCUCAGAGUAAAAAUGAGCCCGCGCACUAGAAGCCAGAAGGCCUCCGCUGAGCUGGAAGCCACGGAUCCGUCACCCGCCGUCAAUGGAACGCUCCAGCCGUCAUCGAAAAAUGGCCCGGAAGCUGCUGCGGAUGGAGAAGUGCAAGAGAACGUUUUCUUAUUCGCGCCAAAUCUGAUUGGUUAUGCGCGUGUGGUGUUGACAAUGGCUUCGCUUUACUACAUGCCCCUGCAUCCGCGGACAUGUUCCCUCCUUUACAGUGUUUCCUGCCUGUUGGAUGCCCUAGACGGAUAUGCGGCACGAUACUUCAACCAGUCGACUACCUUCGGUGCCGUGUUGGACAUGGUGACGGAUCGGUGCACAACGGCGUGUCUGCUGGUGUUCCUCAGCUCGGCCUGGCCCCGGUGGUCGAUCGUCUUCCAGAGUCUGAUUGCGUUGGAUAUGGCUAGUCACUACAUGCACAUGUACGCGACGCUCAGCAUGGGAGGUUCCAGCCAGAGCCACAAGAAGGUCGACUCCAGCCGCAGCUGGGUCCUGUACCAGUACUACCACAGUCGGACGGUCCUGUUCAUUUGCUGCGCUCUCAAUGAGCUGUUCUUCAUCGGUCUCUACUUGCUCUCCUUCUCCUCGCCCACUCUCUCUCCUUCCCUGCUUCAACCCAAGGUUGGGGGCCCGGCUGGCGACACGACCAUUCCCCCUCCAGAGGGGUACUCCAGCCCUUGGAGUGCAGGCGCCCUUGAGUUGGCUCGUGCGAACAAGAUUGACAGCUUCUGGCCCUGGGUUAUUACCGGAAUCUCCUUCCCAGUCAUGGCGCUCAAGCAGUUCAUCAACGUUGUGCAGCUGGUCAAGGCCAGCAAGUGGCUGGCUGAAGGUGACAUGGCCAGCCGGAAGGCUAUGCGGACGGCCAAGAACAAUUAAGGCCCGGCCAUGUCAGGCGCAGGUGGUGAUUCCGGGUGUUUCUUUCUUUCGAGUCAACCGUCGAGUCAGCCGUUUUAAUGCCUUCGAGCUCGCUUCUUCUCCGGAUGCCUCCGGUCGGCCGGACGGCGGUCUUUG